Molecule: messenger RNA, 3065 nt
Organism: Haliotis rubra (blacklip abalone)
Lineage: Eukaryota; Metazoa; Mollusca; Gastropoda; Lepetellida; Haliotidae
Product: aldo-keto reductase family 1 member B1-like
Exons: 10
Coding region: 65-1027 (320 amino acids)
Cellular component (GO): cytosol
Molecular function (GO): aldose reductase (NADPH) activity
Source: RefSeq, a predicted model, not a curated record
AGCAUGACGGCAGUUUUGCAUUCCUUCAGUGUGGUUUGCAGUAAUCGGGCGUUCACUUACAAACAUGGCCACACAGUCUCUAACAUUGAACAAUGGCCAUAAGAUGCCUCUUGUGGGGCUUGGCUCCUGGCAGGUUACCUCUCCCGAGGAGUGCAAGGACACUAUCCGUGCGGCACUGGACGCUGGCUACAGACACAUUGACACAGCCUACGCAUACCAUAACGAGGCUUUCAUUGGGGAGGUGCUCCAGGAAUACUUCAAGGCCGGGAAACUGAGGAGGGAGGACAUUUUUGUUACAACAAAGCUUUGGGUGACCUACCAUGAGAAAGACCGAGUUCCCCUGUGCAUCGUUGAAAGCCUUAAGAAGUUACAGUUGGACUAUGUGGACAUGUAUCUUAUCCACCUUCCUGUAGGACUGAGAGAAACAGGCAAAGGAGAACCUUUCCCACUGGAUGAAAACGACAAACCUGCAUUCCAGGAUGUUCUCCUGACGGAUACGUGGAAGGGGAUGGAACAGGUGGCUCGUAGUGGCCAAGCCAAGUCUAUUGGUGUCUCAAAUUUCAACAUGGAACAGACUGAGAGGAUAUGCAAGAUAGCUGAAAUAUUACCAGCCACAAACCAGGUUGAGUGUCAUUUGUAUCUCCAGCAAGAAAAGCUGUUUCAGUUUCUCAAGGAAAAGGGGAUAACUGUUACAGCCUACAGCCCUCUCGGUUCACCAACUCGACCAGCUCACAUGCUGAAGGAAGGAGCUCCCAGAGUUCUAGAUGACCCAGUUGCUAAGGAUCUGGCCACAAAGUAUAAAAGAUCUGUAGGACAGAUUCUCCUCCGCUAUCUUGUCCAAAGAGGCAUGAUUGUUAUCCCGAAGAGCAGCAAUCCUUCAAGAAUUCUGGAAAACGUGAAGGUUUUCGACUUCGAACUGUCUGGCGAGGAUAUGUCAAAGCUUUCAGCUCAAGACAAGAAACUGCGUUUUUUAACCUUCUUGGAAUUCAAAGGUCACUCAGAAUACCCCUUUGACGAGCCUCUCUGAAAUGGGAAAUCGCAAAACGGUUCCGAGAAGUCCUUCAUUUGGACACAAAUAUCAAUAGUCUUUUCCUAGCAGUAUAUUCAUAUAUAAUAUGAACCUUCAUAUAUUAACCUCGUUGUUUAUUUAAGUGUGUAACACAUUUUCAACUUUUUUCGGAAGUUGCGAAGUCACUCUACAAAUACAGAACAUGUACAAAGAGAUAAUUCUACUUUUACCAUAGUGGACUAUGUAAGUAUGUGCAGUACGUUGAUAACAAGAGAAACAAUCCCUUCUGAAAGCUUGUGCAUUGUGCAACUUCAAGUAUAGUUCAUUCAGUUGUUGAAAACAUUUUAGUAACUUUGAUCUUCUCGGGAUUAACUCGCACUAUGUAAACAUCCCUGAUGUGUUUUUAGCCAUUUAAAAAAUACACGCAUGUAUAAAUAUAGAGUUAGUUACGGUUUUCUAUCUAAGGCUUGAACAGAUCAUUUCUCAUGAGGGAAAAGUAAUAGAUUGGGUCCAUAGCAGAGAAACUAGGUUCAAAUUUACCGGCCUACAGAGAGGAUCGUACCUUUAAAUCUGAAGAGUGUGGGCAGGCAAUUAAGAAAUGGCAUUCUUCUUCAGUAUCAGUUAGAUUGCAAUGUUUACAUAUGCGAUUCUGUAUGUGAGUUACGUGGCGAGUAUAACGACCAAGUACAAUUUAAAAACGAAGUGUACUACAUCAUGGUUUAGCUUAGGUAGUGAGUAUGUAGUUUUUAAAAAAAAAGUUUUUAUAUUUUUAUUGGUUCCCAAGAUUAUAAUAUCGCAUAUAUACAAAGCCGUGACACAAACGGCUUUAAUUGAUGCUGCUACAUGAUGUACAGGUAUGAUAUCAAUAUAUAAAUAUAUUCAUAAACAUGCAUAAAUCUUUGCCAUUAAAUGUACAGAUGAUGUCAGGUACAAAUCGAUACAGUUUAGAGUCAUCUAAGUCUGGGGAAAGAAGGCUCCAUUUUUGAUUGAAAUUAUUUAUUUUAUUAUUUUUGUUGAUAUAUGAUUUUCCACAAAGUAUAUUUCCUUUAGAGUUUUUAUAUAUAAAGUUAGAUUUGGAAGCAUAUAUUUAAUGCUGAAUAUGUGAAUAUGUCUCUUCGCGGCAAUGAUGAUGUGAUUUUGUAUUCUAUUUUCAUGUGAGUACCAAACCAAACCAUGUUUUUAUAGUAUCAAUGGAUGGGGAUAUAAAUUGUUAUGCAGUGGGUAUGUAGUUGUUUACAUUAAGGUCCGAGGGAGUUGUCACCCCCAGGACCCGUUACACCAUUCUGUUGCUGGCUGGUGGGUCGAAACUUAGUCUCACAAGUCGGGAAAUAUGGGUCAGCUUGGCUCUUGCUCUGGCUUUCCUCUGGUUUUAAUGCACAAAGCGUAUAAGCUCGGGUAGUGUAUUUUAUAGCCUUGCUCCAAGGAUUUACUGAAUGGAUGUAUAGUAAUUCUAUCCUUUGAAGAGGCAAAUCCAGAUUAGCGGACAGUACAAGGACGCCAGACUGUUAUUCAUAGUUUUUUUAGAAAUUUUCAUUUAAACUAUUUAUUUUUACUUUAUAUACUUGUGCAAGUCUAUAUAUUUCACAGGCCUUCUUUACAGUAGUUAGUAAACAGCUAAUCUUAUCAGCACUGUCACGCACCAUUUUCUUGAUACAAGUCAACAUGUGUUUGUUUGUUUGUUUGUUUAACUUUAUCGAAUCAAUAAUAAUGUGUGUUUGUACCAAUUUUAUCAACACCUUUGUCUCAGAGGCACAGCUUCGUGACAUAUGUUUAUGAACCAAAUAAUUGUGAUACCCGGUGUACCUGUAAAGAUUAACGUAGCUCGGCCUACCUAUGGUAAACGUCAUAAACACACGAAAAGGCAUGUCAGUUGUUCACCUGAGAAAACAGGGGAACAUGACUGAAGUCAACAUAGGGAAUUGAGGCAUUUUGGGCAAUAAUGCGUCAAAUUGGAAAUGAACGCUUCAUGAUUACCUUUGAUAUAAAUGAAUUUCCUCUUUUCGAUAUGCUGUGUUGACUUUUUUAAUUUACUGAUUAAAAUCUUAUCCCCUGUGCA